Biomphalaria glabrata is the source of this 4525-nucleotide messenger RNA. RefSeq lists its product as uncharacterized. The transcript is spliced from 3 exons. The record is from RefSeq and is a predicted model, not a curated record. The coding region runs from base 44 to 1531 and encodes 495 amino acids. NCBI's taxonomy places the organism in Eukaryota, Metazoa, Mollusca, Gastropoda, Planorbidae.
UUUAGGUCAAUUUCUUAGCAGACGAAAAACUUCCGUUAAAACUAUGGCAGCUUCUGACGAAGAUGCGAAAACAUAUAUUACUCUAAAAAGAAAAAUUUCACCUCAGAAGACAGCAUUUCCACCAAACGCUUACCCGGUAGAUGUUAAUGAAGCACACAAACAAAGUGCCAUUGUUAGAUCGACUGAAUAUGAUUCUGGGGGAUUAGGAAGUCCGCCGAAAAAAAGACUCUUUGUAACGGUAGACGCCGAAGGUAACCAGGUACAGGUGGAAGUCCCUCAUAAUGCUUUGCCUGAAAGUGUUAAUCCCGAUGAUACUAACUCAUACAUUGUAAAUGCGGAAGAUAUAAAUCUAGACUUGUCAUCAUAUUCUUAUUCCGUGGUGGUAGAUGGUAUUGUAGAAGAUGUUGAUCUGAAUGACUGUCAAUACACUGAUGAACCUGUAAAAGGAAGCCUGAAACCCGAUGAAUUGGAUGAAGGUGAAAGUGAGAGUGGUGAUGAUCAUGAUGAUGUUGAAGAAAAAGCUUCAGCCUAUAUGAUUUCAGAGCCAGAUGAUGCAGAUCCUUUAUUCAAAUCACAUUAUCGCAUGAGUCGUAUAGUUGCUUCAGAACUCAUGGAUAAAAUUGGUUCACAUCCAAAAAUGAAUGGAAGAGUUCAGACUCUUGAACAAAAAGUAUUGGCAUCUCUGUUUCUCCUCGGAAAUAAGACCAGCUACAUCGUUGCCUCGGACAAAUUCCAUAUGUCCAAGGGAUCGCUGUAUUUGACUCUUAAAAAUUUUUGUCAGGUUCUAACAGAGAUGAGAAGUGAUUACAUUAAGUGGCCAGUUGAUCAGAUAGGACUUAGAAAAAUCGCACAAGAAUUUGAGCAAGAAACAGGACUACCAGGUGUAGUUGGGGCAAUUGAUGGAAUACAUUUCCCCAUCAAACAGAAAUCUCGCCUGGCACAUGCCUACCGCAAUAAUCAAAAUUAUCUUAGUAUCCACAUGCAAGCAGUCUGUGAUGCCAAUCUUAUGUUCCUAGAUGUCCAUUGUGGCAACCCUGGCUCGGUUGAUGAUGAGACAGUCUACAGGUCCUGUGACUUGCGAGAUAAACUUCUGCAUGAUCCUUUACCAGCAGAUCUUCAUUUGGUCGGUGAUUCAGGCUAUCCUCUGGAGCCUUUUAUGUUGACCCCAUAUCCUGGAGAUAUUCGACGCCUGACUUCCACUCAGAGAGAAUUCAAUGAACGGCACAAUAAUGCUCUACUGGCAGUUAAACUGUCCCUUCAACUUCUGCAGGGUAGAUUCCAGCGUCUGAAGUUCCUGGAUAUGGAAAGAGAAUCUGAUAUCCCUGUCACCAUAGUGGCCUGUUGUGUUCUUCAUUGUUUCUUACUACAGGAAGAGUGUGAAGAAGAUGAUGAGUUUUUAGAUUUUACAGACAUUGACCCUAACCCUGACAUCAACAAAUCAGAGAAAGAGCUUCGUGCUUUGUCCAAUCAUUACCAGCCAGAGGCUGCUAGCAAAAGAGAUGUUCUGGCAAAUCUUAUCACUCCAGUUUGAGUUAAUAUUUAAGUUAAACUUUAUUCUUGAGUUCAUUUUUAGUGUUGAGAAUUAUUUUUUUUGAGAAUGGACAAAAAUGUCAUUUUCAUUGUUUUUAUUUCUGAGCACAUCACAAAAUAUAAGUUGUUCAUUCAAAUAGUUUCUAUACUUUAAAAAAAAAUUUCAGUAAAUUUCUAUCUUAAUUAGGCAGCAUCUUCAACUAGUAGUCAUUUUAGAUGUUCAUUUUUCAAUUAUACAAGUUCUAUUUUAAAAAGUUAAGUUUUCUUCAUGUGUCAGUAAAUGUGCAAUAAUAGAAUUUGCAUCCUCUGUUUGAGACCCCUCAACUCAAGAAAACAUUAAGAAUCUGGAACAGACACAAAAUAGAGCAGUGAAAUUUAUAACAAAAGAGUUUUCACAUUUGACUAGAGUAGCACCUUUAGUAAAAACACUAAAUUUAGAAAGCCUUCAGGAGAGAAGACUCAAAAGUAAAGUAGCAAUUAUAUAUAAAACACCGAACUAUAAUCUUCAAAUACAAAAACAAAAUCUAAUAAAGUACCCAGAAAGACACAAAGAUAAAGGCACAUUCCUCACCCCAUAUGCUAGGACAAAUUUGUACAAAUGCUCCUUCUUCCCUAGUGCUAUUAGAGCAUGGAAUGAGUUGCCUGAGCCAGCCAGAAAAACCAGUAACUUGGCAGAAUUUAAGUCAUUGGUUAACAUGCAUGACUAGAUGCAUGACGCUUAGGACGUAAUCAUCUUCUUUCUUGAAGUAACGUUUGUAUUAUAUAAGAAGAAGAAGAUAAACGCACAACAAUUAGUAGUUGAGCCUACAUUCUGAUCCAAAUGAAAAAAAAGGCAAAAAUAUGAAAUUUCAUUACUGGUUGAUAGUCAUUUAGUCAAUAAAAUAAAAUAUUUGUCUAACUAUUGAAAACAAUGUCCUCAGAGUAAGCGUGGUUAUAUUUUUAUGACAGAAUUUUUUUCUUGGGUAUCUUGGAUCUUUCUGCUGCAUCUCAAUUUGUUAUUCUGCAUGUGAUGAAAAAAUAUGUGCUUAAUAUGUAAGAUAUUUAAGACCAUGAUAAACUAUAUUUGUUGUCACUGCUGUUUGUAAAUCCUAACAAAAUUUUAACAAAUUAAUUUCUGCCCUAAUGUUGAAAUAGAUUCCUUUUUUUUUUUACAUUUCUUUGAGAAUAUUCUUGUACAUAUCAGUGGGGCUAUUUGCACUUGUUUUACUUUACAUUGUUUUAAAAAAGUAUAAUAGAAAUUUCUUUUCACUGAAAGCUUGCAUUUUAGUGCAUAUACCAAACAUUAUUUCUGUAAGUACACAUUUACAUGUUCUACUUAAUAAUACGUUACAAUGGACUUAAUUGAUGGGGGAAAAGUAAUAUUUUUUUUAAAUUGUAUCUUUAUGAUAAUUAAUUUUUAUAGUAAUGUUAACAAAAAAUAAUGUAAACUCAAGGCCAUACAAGAACUUAAAAGACAUAAAAACAAGAGUUAAAAUGACAAACUAAUAACUAAUCUAUAUAGGUUUUGAACAGGUAGAUCUAGGCCUUAAUGUAGUGAAGCAUGUGGUUUGUCUGAGUUUAGAAGGGAGCGAAUUUCAAACCUUUGAUUCAUGUACUCUUUUUUGAGUUGUAUUAACAGCAUUCUUUAAAAUAACAUGCCAAACAUAUUACUAGGUUCUAAAAUACAAGCAUUUUAUUUUUUCAGUUUUUCUUGGGUGACUUUUAAAUUGUAUCACGUCUUUCUUUAUUUGUGAUAUUAAUGUGAUAUAAAUUUAGUAUCAAUUUAAUUAUCUUGCAUAGUAAUAUAUUGACAUAUAUAUUGACAUUAUUGUUACCUAAUUUUAAAAUUGUUCAAUGCCUUUCUUUACAUGUGAUACUAAUGUGAUAAAGUAACCUUUUAAUUAUGUAACAUAAUGAUACAUUAAAAUUUCUGUUACCUGACACAGCCUGUGAUAUUGAUGUCAUCAGAUUCUUAUAUUGCCAUAAAAUCUAUCUCUUUACUUAACACCUAUAUGUUUUUUAACUUGUUAAAAAAACAAUUGCAAAAAUGUUGGUUUUCUGUUCUAAAAAUGUUUUCUGUUGGUCAAUGCAAAUUCAGAAAAGACUUCAAGGAAGUCUACAUUUAAUGCUGGUAAUUUAGUAAUGCUUCAAAAUGUUUUCAAUGUUAUUAUCACACCCCACUUAAGCUUGAAAUAUAUUUUUCAUUUUAUUAAAACUUGUUUUUACAGGCCAGCACAAAUUGUUUCAUUUGUUCUAUGAGUUGACCUUUUGACUAUCAGUAAUUGUGUGGUGUAGUUAUACAUUUUUAAUAGGUAUGCCCUAACUAAGACUUGUUCAGAGUUUGUUGAAGAAAGUUUACUAUUUUUGUGAACAUCCUAUUGAUUAUUAUAUUGUUCCUCAAACAGAAAGCUGUAAUAUUUUUAUUCAUGAACAUUGUAUUUAUUCAACAAAAUACUCACAAAAAAUAUAUUAAAUGCUGAUGAGUUUUUCUAUUUAAAAUGGGCUUUACAUUAAGGUCAUUAUUUGUAUUUUAUGCAAUACUUCUCAUUGUAGUCAUUCCAUAUAUUAUGUCCUAUUUUAUAUUCAUAAUUUCAAAAUCUCACAAUAUUUAGUUUCUGUCACUCAAAUCAAAGCUCUUAAGACCAGGCAAUCAUGAAAUACCAUUAACAUAUCAGCUAUAACAAGCUAGUUUACAUUUUAAAUUCAUAGUUGUUGUUUUUUCAUUUGCCUUAAAAAAAAAACCACCUUCCAACACAUUUUUAUUAAGAUUUGGACUCCGCCAUCAGCAUUCCUUUUUCUUUAACCAUACUUUUUUUUCCUUGAGAUUUUUUCACUGCAUCUUUGUGUUUUCAUGUAGGCAGCAGCUCAUUGAAGUAGUUUUAAAACCAGAUAAAGCAAUUAAAUUGGCUUCUUUUUUUUUUACAUUUAUUUGUUACUUUACAUGUUCUAAUCUCAAAAUAUUUAAAAAUGUUUACAUUUAGUUUAAAUGUAUUAAUGAAAUAAAACUUCAACUUGA